Austrofundulus limnaeus is the source of this 4059-nucleotide messenger RNA. RefSeq lists its product as uncharacterized. Gene Ontology annotation, biological process: phospholipase C-activating G protein-coupled receptor signaling pathway; positive regulation of Rho protein signal transduction. The transcript has 2 exons. Lineage: Eukaryota; Metazoa; Chordata; Actinopteri; Cyprinodontiformes; Rivulidae. Bases 2515 to 3417 code for a protein of 300 amino acids. Gene Ontology annotation, molecular function: G protein-coupled receptor activity. The record is from RefSeq and is a predicted model, not a curated record. Gene Ontology annotation, cellular component: plasma membrane.
AAUGAGAGCUCAUCCAAUGCUGGUGAUUCCAUACUUUUUGCCAGGGCUUGUAAAUGCCCAAUCAGCUCUCAACCUACUUUUUGACUUCGUGACCACCAACAGUAACUGAUCUGGCCUGAGAGAGUGUGAGGAAAUGUAAGGCCUGAGACAUUUACAAACACACCAGAAACAUUCAAUUCAAUUCAAUUCAAAAACAAACUGGAAAGCAAUGUAGUGAUGUUAAAAUAGGCAUAAUGUGCUCUUGUAACCAGCUGAAGUCAAAUAACAGCUGGCUCAGCCUGAGAUAAAGUACCUUGCAGUAAUUUAGGUGAAGAAAAUAGCAUGAAUUAAAUUCUCUGUGAUGUUGUGAAAUGAAUGAUUUGAUUUGGCUGUCUCACAUAAUAAAAGCUGGACUUUAUUUAUUUAAUCUUAACAUCAACAUUUAGCUCGUUGUUCAGUUUCAAACCCAGUUUGUCGCUGUCUGAAUCAGAUAUUGUGUUCAAGGAUCCAGAUCAACACAGACUUUAGAAGCAUUCCUGGACCUGAACAACAGUAAAUUGUCAAGUGUAAAAAGUUCAUUGACAUCCAAGCCUUGAUCUCUGCAAUGCAUUUCAGGAGCUGGAUUGCAAUUGUUUUUCUUGUUUUAAUGGCAAUGUAGACUGUUAUCAGCAAAAAAUGGAAAGUGAUACCAUUGCAGAAAUUAGACCUAAGAGGAAGUAAGGAAAAGAGAAGAGAGCCAAAUAUAGAAUCUUGAGGCACACCACAUGUAAGAGGUCCUAAAGAGGAUUCAACAACUCAAACUCAAACCCAAAAGCUCCUCUCUGUUGAAUAUGAUCUAAACGAGGGAUUCCCAAACUUUUCCAUGCCUUGAGUUGCCGGACUGAAUCUUGGCCCGGGACCUUUCUGGCUAGAGUGCGCAUAUUCUUUCUGUGCAUGUGUGGGUUUUCUCCCACAGACCAAAAACGUGAGUGUUAGGCUAAAUGGAAACUCUAAAAUGUCCCCAGGUGAGAAAAUGAAUGGUGGUUUGUCCCUAUGUUGGAUCUGUGCACCAGUGACUCUGAAAGGAACAAGUAGUUGUUAAUGGAUGAAUGGUUUUUCUACUUCUUACCUGUGUUAAAAAGGCAAGGAGUAGAAAGUACAAAUAAUUGUGUGAAAAUAGAAGGAGUUGCUGGAUGUCCAGCCCCUAAGCUGUUGGCCUGCAGUAUAACUGUGGCCCCCAGAGCAGUUUAGUUGAAUAGCCCUGACUCAGGAGCUUAAUCCAAGACCAGUUUGACGAUGAAUAACAAAAGUCAUUUGAAAUAUACUAAGUCAAGUGAAGUACAGAUAACCAUAAUUUCCACUUAAGUACAGUAUCAAAGUAUUUUUAUUUCGUUACUUUACACCAGCUGUCAUAAUCCUUGAUAUGUUGUAAUUUUUAUGCAGAAACUCUUGUAAUUCUACUUUAAUGUAAUCCUUAUAUUGAAAACACAGGCGGACUGGCUUUGGUGUAUUGAGAUGGUGAUGUAUCCAAAUUUGUAAUUGUGUUCUGGAUGUCCCAGAUUUUGAACUGACUACAUCAGUCUAGCAUGCAAAACAUAUCCUUGUGUUAUGUUUGGGUAAAGAAAAAGUGUUGUUAUUCAAAUUUUGGCAUUCUGUUCAAUCUAAGACUGCAGUGUAUUCAGAAAUUUUACUGUGUCACCCAUCUAUGCACCUGCCUGGCCAAUCCAGGAAAAAUCUUGGGCCCCACUUUGAAAAACACUGAUCUUAACCACUGUAGAGCACUUUGAAUGCCCUCCCAGUUAUCCAGGAACAGGAGGAUCUGUUAAGUCCAACAGCUUCAAAACAACACAUUGACAGGGUCCAUGGCUAGCAGAACAUCAUUAACAAUCUUAAAAAGCUGCUGAGUCAGCUAGGUUUGAGUUGUAGUUGAGUGACAGUAGUCAAUCCAAGACCUUGGACUGGAUUGGUUGCUCUGAAAUUGGCCUAAAAAUUAAGUACAGUGAAGUCCAGGUCAGUUUUUAAUGGUGUCACAGUUCAUUGUUUCAUGUUUAAAACUUGUAGUAUUGAUCAGGGCCAUCUUCACACAGACAGGACAUGAGUCAUUAUCCAUCCGAAGAGCCUGAGAUACCAGCCAAAAAUUGUGAUGAUUUACCCUACACCCAUGGAGGCAGGGAAAUGAGAAGCUGAUUGCCCUUCAUCCCAGGCCGACCACAGGGACCAGUGAAAAGCCAGAGAAUGCCGAGACAAGAAACAACAAUAUUCCGACCCAGUACCUCCAGAUAGAGUCGUCAGGGGGCAGUUUUACUUACGAGACAUCCCAACUUAUUCAGACUGUAUGAGCAAAUUAGCAUAUAACUUCUAUACCAUAACUUGAAUGAGUUUGCAAAACUUCUGGAGAACUGAAAUAGAGUUGCAUAAUGUUAAACUAAAACAUCACAACUUUACAAAUAACUUUUAUUUUUUUUUGUAGGAGCCAGUGAUGGCUACCUGCUGUACACACGUCAAUUGAGAGACUUCUCCAGACGAUGUAGUUGUUGAAAAUCUGUGUGACCUCACAUGGCUGACAACGCUGUAGUGUCAAUCCUUGGCUUCAUCAACAUCACUGGAAGCUCCACAGGCAGCAACACCACAUCUCCCAGUGCUCAGAUGGCCCACGUUAUCAGCUGGUUAACAUUCUGCAUCGGGCUGCCCGCCAUUGGACUGGCUAUGUACACCCUCAAAAAUCUCUCUAAAGGAGAUGGUAAAAUCCCCAUGCACGUCAUGUUCCUGCUUGUGAGUGACGUCAUCAGUUUCUUUGGCCGUCCCAGUGUGGAUCAGAACACAGAAAACUACACAGUCUUCUCGUCCAGUGGCACCGAUAUCAUCUUUUAUUUUGGCAUCGUGUCCAACAUUACCCUCAUGCUGUUCAUAGCUCAGGAGCGCCAUCUUCUGGUGGCGUACCCACAGUGUCUCGCCUGCUUCACCAGUGUCAGACAGUCGCCUGCAGUGACCCUGCUGGCAUGGGCUGCUCCGUUCGGCCUGGUCACCCUCGCCGUGCUGCGUUACGAACUCUGGUUUUCCGCAGCUUUGCUCGCUCCUUUCCCCUUUCUCCUCUUUUUUGCCGUGGACGCUUGGAGGGCCCUCCACUGCUCCCAAUCCAACCCUCCAAGCCCAGAAAGGAGGAGGACGGUGUGGGGGAUCGGUGCUAUCUGGGCCAACUACACUUUCCUCUAUGCUCCCUUUAUCCUCAGUCUGCUCUUGGAAGCGCUGUCCUUUAAAGAAGAGGUGCGCUACCUGGGACUAGUGUCUCAUAUGCUGCUCUACCUCAGUCCUCUGGUGGAUCCCUUUCUAUAUCUAUUCAUGACCAAGGGGCCUAAAGAGGUGCUGCGAGCUUUACCCUGCUGUCAAAAGUUAAGAAAGAAAGGGUCCAUGAGACCCACUGUGAAUACUGUAGCUGAAACUGUAGAAACAAAAUUGUGAAGACAUCAUUAACCACAAUGAUCUGUCCCUAAUAUAUUUUCUCUUAUUAUGACAAUUUUAGGUUUUUAGAACAUUUUUAAUUUUGUUUCAAAACUGACACAGCCAUAGUACAAAAGACAGACCUUAUCAGACAAGUUUUUAAUUGUCCAAACCUUAUCAACAAAGUCUGUUUUUAUGAAUUCACACCAGUAAAAUUUAACACACAAUGACCAUCUUUAUUGUUCAUAUAAUGAUGAAGACAUGUUUGGCAAAAAAAGAUGUAUUCAGGCUUCAAGAGUGUCACAAAAAUAUGCUCCUCUCCGUCCUGACUGGACUGAAGUGAAUAUAGAUAAAACCAGAAGUUUACAUACACUAUAUAAAACGACAUAUGCAUUUUUUCCACACUGUCUGAAGAGAAAUCAGAAUCGGAAUACAUUUUUCUGUUUUAUGUCAUUUAGGAUUACCAAAAGGUUUCUAUUGGCUGCCAGAAUAAUGACAAAGCUAAUUUUUAAGGCAAUUUUUAAUACUUUCUUCAAAGUCAAAAGUUUAAAUACACUGCUAUGUUUUAGUGAAAUUCCAGAAGAAACGUCUUUGACAGUAAGUAAGUAAGCAAGUAAGUAAGUAAACUUUAUUUCUAUAGCACCUUUCACAGACACAAACAUC